Messenger RNA from Juglans regia (Persian walnut), 5203 nucleotides. RefSeq names its product nucleolin-like. The record is from RefSeq and is a predicted model, not a curated record. The coding region runs from base 113 to 2731 and encodes 872 amino acids. Lineage: Eukaryota; Viridiplantae; Streptophyta; Magnoliopsida; Fagales; Juglandaceae. Gene Ontology annotation, molecular function: mRNA binding. The transcript is spliced from 11 exons. Gene Ontology annotation, cellular component: nucleus.
UAUUUUAUUUUUGGCCCGUAAAGCCUCCACAAUUGGCCAUUUAUUACGAAAGGAGAGAAUUUUACCUUGCUUGACUUACUAUUCGCUUGCAGUCCAAUCUUCUUUUGUCAGCAUGAGGACUCGUAAUUCGGAUACCCCUAAAUCGGCGACCGCCAAGAAGACGCCGCCGUCGAGAAAAUCCGCCACCAAAACGCCUCCGAAUCCUCCCGAGCCGGCCUUGGAAUCGGCUACUCCGAAGCCCGCCGAGACGAAGCGUGGGGCGGCCACCAAAGCGAAGCAGGUGAAGAAGAAUGAGACCACACCCUCACCGAGCGCUUCGGAUUCGAAAGCAGAAGGGCCAUCGGUCGCCGAGGAGCCCAAAGCAACAGCUGAUGCUGCUCAGCCUCAGGUGACACCAGGAACGAAAGUUGUGGCAAAAAAGUCUUCGGUGAAGAGGAUGACUGGGAGAACUAAAACGCCCGUUUCCAAGAAAGCCGUAAUGGUGCAGACACCCAAAUCUGGGGACUCUGGGAAGGCAAAACUUGAACACUCUCAGGAGGAGAAUGUAGAGUGUAUGGGUAAGGAUGAACUCACUGUUGAAAAUGUUGGAGAGCCUAAGAAGAAUGAAGAAACUGUGAUGGAAUCGGGAAAGCCUGCUGCUGAAAAUGCUGGUGAAUCUAUGAUAAAGGAAGGAAGUGCUAUGGAAUUGGAUGAACCUGCUGUUGAGAUGGCUCGAGAAUCUGCAAGGAAUGAAAAAAUCACAGCGGAAGUGGAAGAACAUGCGGGCGAAAAGAUUGGCGGAUCAGCAAAGAAGGAAGAAAGAGCAAAGGAAGUGCAGGUGGCUCAUGUUGUGAAUGUUGGAGUUUCUUCAAAGCAAGAGGAGUCUGUCGUUGCAAGGGUUGGAAAAUCACUUGAGAAUGAGGGGACUGAUGGCACAAAGGAGCGCGAAGUAGUUAUGAAAGAGAAAGAGGAGACAAGGGAUUUUGGCAAUAAGGAGGAAACCAAUGUGGUUUCUGUUAACUUGGAAGGGAAUUCCAUAGAAGAGUUUCGAGGAGAAGAUACACAACCUGCAAAGGACUAUGGCAGUGAUGAGGGAAUGGAGGAUUAUGGUGAUAGACUGGACCUUGGUGAACAUGGGGAGGAAGAGCUUGCUGAGGAUGAUCCAGAUGAGGCUGCUGAAGAUACUGAGGCAUUGCAAGAAGAAUGCAGGGAACUAACAGCUGCUGCGAAGGAACGUCGGCAUAAUAAAGAGCAUGAGAUAUUUGUCGGUGGAUUGGAUCGGGAUGCGGAGGAGGAAGAUUUAAGAAAGGUGUUUGAAAGGAUGGGAGAGGUAGUUGAAGUUAGGUUGCAUAAGGAUCCAUCUACCAAUAAGAACAAAGGGUAUGCAUUUGUGAAGUUUGCUAAUAAGGAGCAUGCGAAGCGGGCUUUGUCAGAAAUGAAGAACCCUGUUAUACGUGGAAAGCGAUGUGGAACUGCACCCAGUGAGGACAGUGACACAUUGUUUCUGGGUAAUAUCUGCAACACAUGGACAAAGGAAGCUAUCAAACAGAAAUUGAAAGAAUAUGGUGUGGAAGGUGUUGAAAACAUCACUCUUGUCUCGGAUGUUCAACACGAAGGGUUGAGCCGGGGUUUUGCAUUCCUUGAGUUUUCUUGUCAUGUAGAUGCCAUGCUUGCUUACAAGAGGCUUCAAAAGCCUGAUGUUAUUUUUGGCCACCCUGAGAGAACUGCCAAAGUAGCUUUUGCUGAUCCCUUACGUGAGCCUGACCCGGCGAUCAUGGCCCAAGUGAAGUCAGUGUUUCUUGAUGGGCUUCCACCGUACUGGGAUGAAGACCAUGUUAGGGAGAAGCUUAAAGGUUAUGGAGAUAUUGUACAAAUUGUCCUGGCUCGGAAUAUGUCAACAGCGAAGAGAAAAGAUUUUGGAUUCAUUGAUUUCUCAGCCCAUGAAGCUGCUGUAGCUUGCGUUGCUGGCAUAAACAGUACACAACUGGGUGAUGGGAAGGUGAAAGUGAAAGCAAGGCUCUCAAAUCCUUUGCCUAAAACACAGGCGGUGAAGGGUGGACUCUGUGGUGGAUUUAGAAUUGGCCACGGCAAUGGUUUAGCGACUUCAAACUUUGGAAGGGGGUUUGGGCGGCGAGGACAGCCCUUCUCCCGUUCAAAUUUCCAAUGGAACAGGGGUUUCUAUCAAGGUGGACGUGGGCAAACUGGUAGAAUGGGUUUUCCGAAUGAGUAUGAUGUUGGUACUCCACACACAAAUUUUCAUGGGAGACACUUUACUGGACAAGGAGGAAGAAGGGAUUCAUAUAGAGGUGGUAAUUACACAUCUGGAGUGGGAGCUGCAGUUGCUGCCCCAUCAAGACCUAAUCUUGAUCGACCCUGGCAUGGUGCCCCUGAUAGGGGCCGUGGGAUGCAUUUUCCUUCUAGGAGGCAACCAUAUUCUCCGGAAGGACACUUUGACAGACAUGCCAUUGGAGGGCACUUUGAUGGCCCUUAUCUCUAUGAUGAGAAUGGACAUGGAAUGAAGCGGCCAUUUUAUAUGACAGACCAUGAUCCUCAUUACUUGGAGCCUAGAAGGUUUCGCUCGCGUUUGGAUUACACUGAUCCAUCAGCUUUUCAUGGAAGCGGCUUUCAUGAUAAUUAUGGAGCUGGCAGCAGUAUUUACCCUCAUGAUUAUUAUGGCCCUGAUUAUGGUGGAGGUUCAUAUUCAUCUUUCCAUGGGAGUGACCGCCCAUAUGGCGGUGGCUAUUACUAUUAGAUUCUCGGACAGGUGGGCUUGGAAAUGAGGCAUACACUUCAUAAUUGAUGAACAAGUGACUUGCUGUUAGAAUGCAAACGAUGCCGUCUGAUCACAGUCCUGACUGCAUCGGAAAAGUUGGAAGUGGCAUUAUAUAUUUCCUGCAUGUCUACAUACUACUUUUCAUCCCAGUCCAUCACCUAUCUUUACUCUUUGGUUUUCUCUAUGAACUUUUUGGUAGAAUAUCCUGAAUAUUGAUGUUUCUAGUUUAGGUGGAGAUUCAAUGGACUUGCCUCUUUAGCCUUAGGUGUGAAAAUCUUGGGGAUUGCUGAUAUGAGCUGUAGUGCUAAAGGGCAAGAAUAUAUUUCCUUCUAUGUUGAUGAUAAUAUGUGUUGAUGCUUAAAGAAAACAGAUUGGAUUACUUACUCGUAGUAAAGUGUUUCUGAAUUAGGUUUUACCCUUUUAUCUUAUGGAGAUUUGGAGGGAGUUCAGGAGGUUACAAUUUUAAAAUUCAGGUGGUGGCUCUUUGGAGAAUACCUUGAAUACUUUUCUGGCGAGUUAAGAGGUUUCAAAGUUGCACACGACAGUAGUCAUAAAGUUUGAUAAAAUUCUGAGACUGGCUAUAUUUUUGGAGGUAUUAUGGAUUGGGCAGGAUCUUGAUAUAACAUUUGUAUAGCUUAGUGUCUCUUGCUGUAUUUUGCUGGAGAGACAUCGGUUGCUUUCACGGCACUCUUGCCAUUGUAUACGAAAAUUUUCUUCGAAACUGUAUUAGGCCCUUGCAUUUAAUAAAGUGGUGCUGCCCCUUUAUGGAAUCAAGACAUUGAACGUAUUUUACUUCUACGCCUCUGUAGGAAAAAGUGAGUGAGUGAGUGACAGACCAGCUCAACUGUGCCAUAUAGUACUUGAUCAAGUUCAAUCUCGCAUCUUGUCUGUGGGAGAUCUAGAUGGUAUUUAUCCUUAGGUGGCAUCCUUUGGUGUGGUUAAGACUGGUUGAUGUUUUCUUUUUCCUGAGCAAGAAAAAUCUGUCUUUUGAGGUGACAGUUAUUAAGGUUCACAGUUAUUAUGCUUCUUGAGCUUAGAUGGUCAAGUAAUAAUGUACAAACAAAUAUCGAUGGUUUGUUGUAAAUGGAAGUUUGACAGGAAAAGAAUUAUGCUUCUUGAGCUUAGAUGGUCGAAUUGCUUUUUAAGCUUCUUAGCUGGUGGAUCUUGUGCUAUUUUUGUGUUCCAUUGUGAUUUGGGAAGUGACGACAAAAUAGUGAAUGUCCAUUUUUGGUUUGUAAUCAAAACUAAUUGGCUGACAAUAUAUUUCAAAUUGAAUAGUGAACUAAUUUGGUUUUGAUAGUAUGGAUUUUCUGAAGUGCAGUAGCCUGUGUCUGUGGUUUUAGAGGUUGUGAGUAUAUUCAUUGUUAUCAACAGUCUUAUGGUUGAUUACUGUUGGAGAAGCAAGAAGUUCAUCAUCUUUAGGCCAUAGUCUUAGGGUCUGUGCUAAUGGAAACAUAGUCAUAGGAUGUUAUGAUUGUAUCACAUGUCUUAGAAAAUUAUCUGAGGUGCAUCAUUCGUCACUUGACGCAGAAUAAGGUCAGGAAAGUUUGAAUCUCCACUUGACAAAGCUUUGGUUUUUUGUUUGUUUUCUUUUUUCUUUUUUUCUUUUUUUUUUGGCUAACACUGAGUAGUUGGUUUUUAAAUCUUCGAAAGAUCUAAUAUAUGAAUAUCUCCUUCCAAGACUAUGCUUUGGUUUCUCUUUGCUUCAUUUUCUAACACUGGGUGGUGGGCUUUUUAAUCUGAAGUUGUUAAGUUACCAGGAUAUGCAGCGUUAUUAGGGCUGAGGUGUGAUUCAUUUUAAUUUCUCUAAUAUUUUGAGUACUUAGCUUUUGGUGGAUUUAACAAAAGAGUUCGCAUAUUUUAAUUUCCACUACCUCAAAAGUACACAUUCCAGUCUUCAUACAUUGAUGCUUCUAUCUAGAAAGAAUAUUUUCCUCAACUACUCUUCCUUUCAUUCCGUGUAUAUAUGAGCCCUGAAUACUUUAUUGAAGGGUUUGUGCCUUGUGGCGUAAAGGUUGAUCGUGUAGACUUUAGCAUAUACAGGUUGAAAAGGAAGGUCUAAGGUAGGGUUAUCAUAUUGUUUUUUGGUGUUUUCACAUUAUUUUUAUAUUCCUUGCAUAAUUACAUUAAUAAUCUCUUGGAAAGAUUUUAAGUUGUGCACUCAUUGAGAAAUUUGAAGUUGUGCAUAUGGUAACUUCUUAAAGUAGGCAUUUCAUAAUUAUUAUGUAUGGUUGGCUGGUUAAGUGGAUACUUGGCAGCAAUGGGUCCACGGCUGAGCAAGACUGGUGGUACUUCCUUACCUGGGACUGUAGAAUUAAGAGUGGCUUCUUGGGUGCAUAUUCCUGAUUCCAGGUAUCUUGGAUGCAUCUAUGACGGUUUCUUGCAAAUGUAUAGUAUGUUGGCUGGAAAAUGUUCUGUUUGAGUGAUAAAGUCCUCCAGAUUAAGUUUCAA